GCCCCUCCGUGGAGAGGCUCCCACCGCUGUGCCGGCGCCGGGCGAGCAGUCAGAAAAGCCCCCCAAGGGGUCAGACCUGGGUCUGUUUAUGGCCUCAGAGUUCCCCUUCUGCUCCUGCGGCCGGAAACGUGACGGUUGUCAGGCUGUGCUGGAAACGUCUCUUCCCCGUGUUCGCCAUAGCUUCGGACUGUUCCCGUCCCCCUCGCUGGAGUGGAGUCCCCAGUUCUGACUCCAAGGAGAGCUGUCGGCCUUCGCAGCUUCCGUUAGCGUCUGUUCCCUUUCCUCCCAGAAAGAGGGUCUGAGAGCCCGACACUGGCCCCCAGCCUUGGGGUGGGUCAGAUGGCCUUGCUGGGUGCACUGGCAGGGUGGGUGGGUGUCCCCUUCUUGGUUAUGAUCCUUCCUUUUAAUGAAAACACAGGUUUGAGUGUCAGUGGGAAUGCUGAGGAUUGCAUGUCAAAGCAAAACAAGAAAUGAGAGCGUGCGAGUACACAUGCGGUGGGAUCUCAACUUGAAAAAAAAAUACAAAGGAAAAAACUGGGGGAACAGCCCUGUCAGAAGUGGUUGCCCCUGGAUGGUGGGAUUUAAGGGUGGUUGCCUCUGGCAUCUGCGUGUUUUUCCGUCCCGUCCGGAUAUUCUACAUUGGUAUACGUCAUUUUGUAAUCACAGAAAGAAGGAGAAAGGCAGCGGUUGCAGUCCCAUUUGUAAGAGAGGUCUUGCAUAGACAGGAGUUCUGUUGCAGAAACCCACCAGGGCUUUUCAGUGUUUUCCUGAAAGCAUGUGGGAAUGGAGAAAAAUGAAAACUUCUGGGAGAAGAGGGCAUCUUUUCGUAUCCAUGAAAACGGAAACUGCACAAAGUCGAAGGAAAUGCACGUUGUUCCAAUGCCCUCGUUUGCCAGGUGCUCGGCAGAUACCGCUUCGCCCACGCCUGGGUGACGGUGGCGCUAGGAUUGAAGAAUCUCUCUAGCAUGACCGGCACGCAGACUCUGCCUGCGUUUUGACCAUGAAGGAAACAGACUGCGAGGCUGUUGCAACGGCCGUCCAGAGGGUUGCUGGGAUGCUUCAGCGCCCGGACCAGCUGGACAAAGUGGAGCAGUAUCGCAGGAGGGAGGCCCGGAAGAAGGCCUCCGUGGAGGCCAGAUUGAAGGCCGCAAUCCAGUCGCAGCUGGACGGCGUGCGCACGGGCCUCAGCCAGCUCCACAGUGCGCUGAAGGACGUCGGGGACAUCCAGCGGUCGCUGGCCGACGUCAGCAAGGACUGGAGGCGGAGCAUCAACACCAUCGAGAGCCUGAGGGACGUGAAGGACGCCGUGGUGCAGCACAGCCAGCUGGCCGCCGCCGUGGAGAACCUCAAGAACAUCUUCUCAGUGCCUGAGAUCGUGAGGGAGACGCAGGACCUGACUGAGCAGGGGGCGCUCCUGCAAGCCCACCGGAAGCUCAUGGACCUGGAGUGCUCCCGGGAUGGGCUGAUGUAUGAGCAGUACCGCAUGGACAGCGGGAACACGCGUGACAUGACCCUCAUCCACAGCUACUUUGGCAGCACGCAGGGGCUCUCCGACGAGCUGGCCAAGCAGCUGUGGAUGGUGCUGCAGAGGUCACUGGUCACCGUCCGCCGUGACCCCACCUUGCUGGUCUCCGUCGUCAGGAUCAUCGAAAGGGAAGAGAAAAUCGACAGGCGUAUACUUGACAGAAAAAAGCAAACCGGUUUUGUUCCUCCCGGGAGGCCCAAACACUGGAAAGAGAAGAUGUUUGCAAUCUUGGAGAGAACCGUGACCACGAGAAUUGAGGGCACACAGGCCGACACCAGGGAGUCCGACAAGAUGUGGCUGGUCCGCCACCUGGAAAUCAUACGGAAGUACGUCCUGGAUGACCUCAUCAUUGCCAAAAACCUGAUGGUUCAGUGUUUUCCGCCGCACUAUGAGAUCUUUAAAAACCUCCUGAACAUGUACCACCAAGCCCUGAGCACGCGGAUGCAGGACCUUGCGUCAGAGGACCUGGAAGCCAACGAGAUCGUGAGCCUCCUGACGUGGGUGCUGAACACCUACACCAGCGUGGAGAUGAUGGGGAACGUGGAGCUGGCCCCAGAAGUGGACGUCGGCACCCUGGAGCCUCUGCUCUCCCCGCACGUGGUCUCGGAGCUGCUGGACACGUACAUGUCCACGCUCACCUCCAACAUCAUCGCCUGGCUGCGGAAAGCACUAGAAACAGAUAAGAAAGACUGGGCCAAGGAGACGGAGCCUGAGGCCGACCAGGACGGGUACUACCAGACGACGCUCCCUGCCAUCGUCUUCCAGAUGUUCGAACAGAAUCUUCAAGUUGCUGCUCAGAUAAGUGAAGAUUUGAAAACAAAGGUACUAGUUUUGUGUCUUCAGCAAAUGAAUUCUUUCCUAAAUAGGUACAAGGAGGAGGCGCAGCUGUACAGGGAGGAGCACCUGCGGGACCGGCAGCGCCCGCACUGCUACGUGCAGUACAUGGUCGCCAUCGUCAACAACUGCCAGACCUUCAAAGAAUCCAUAGUCAGUCUGAAAAGGAAGUAUCUGAAGAAUGAAGUGGAGGAGGGCGUGUCCCUGAGCCAGCCGCACAUGGACGGGGUCCUGGACGCCAUCGCCAAGGAGGGCUGCGGCGGCCUGCUCGAGGAGGUCUUCCUGGACCUGGAGCAACAUCUGAACGAGCUGAUGACGAAGAAGUGGCUGUUGGGGUCAAACGCUGUGGACAUCAUCUGUGUCACCGUGGAAGACUAUUUCAACGAUUUUGCCAAAAUUAAGAAGCCAUAUAAGAAGAGGAUGACGGCCGAGGCGCACCGGCGCGUGGUGGUGGAGUACCUGCGGGCCGUCAUGCAGAAGCGCAUUUCCUUCCGGAGCCCUGAGGAGCGCAAGGAGGGCGCCGAGAAGAUGGUCCGGGAGGCAGAGCAGCUCCGCUUCCUGUUCCGGAAACUGGCCUCGGGCUCUGGCGAAGACGCGGGCAGCCACUGCGACACCAUCGCGGCCGUGGCAGAAGUGAUCAAGCUGACGGACCCUUCCCUGCUCUACCUGGAAGUCUCCACGCUGGUCAGCAAGUACCCGGACAUCAGAGAGGACCACAUCGGGGCGCUGCUGGCCGUGCGCGGUGACGCCAGCCGGGACAUGAAGCAGACCAUCAUCGAGACCCUGGAGCAGGGCGCCACCCAGGCAAGUCCCAGCUACGUGCCGCUCUUCAGGGACAUAACCGUGCCCAGUCUGAACGUGGCCAAGCUGCUCAAGUAGGCAUCUGCCCGCCCCGAGGGGGUCGCUCUCCCGGCGCCACCCGAGGGUCCCAGUUCCUCACGUCCGUCUCUUCUGGCACCAAAGUGUGGCGUCCGAGGUGCGUGUGAGUGACACCCUGGGGGCCGUGGUGCCGGAGGCUCCCUGGUGUUUGCGCGAGGGUCCUUUGUGUGCAGGACUGCGCCGUGAAGCCCUCGUGGCUGGCGCGGAGGAGCAGACGCUGUCCUGCCCACGCAGACCCCGUGACGGCUGCUGUCAUUAAAGUGUCACCCUCCUCAGA
Molecule: messenger RNA, 3515 nt
Organism: Lemur catta (Ring-tailed lemur)
Lineage: Eukaryota; Metazoa; Chordata; Mammalia; Primates; Lemuridae
Gene: EXOC3
Product: exocyst complex component 3
Exons: 13
Coding region: 1001-3238 (745 amino acids)
Biological process (GO): exocyst localization; exocytosis
Cellular component (GO): exocyst
Molecular function (GO): SNARE binding
Source: RefSeq, a predicted model, not a curated record